GUGUCCAUUCUCAGUUGUGACCUACAUAUUUGGCGGAACCUAAACUACCCGAUCCAUAAAUCAAUAUUCUUACCAAUGUCCCCAGGGUAAAUUACGUAAGGAAUGGUCAGUUAAACUUAAUAACUUUAAUUAUUAAUCAUUUGAUCAACAUUUUUAUACCUAACGGUUAAAUAAUUGCUUUCUCACCGAUGAAUUAACAGAUGUGCAUAUGAGGGGCCGCUAUGGCAUACGAUCACGCGCCAAAUUCGAACGCGCUAGUAUUCGUCUAUCGUUUGAACGCCAACAGGAAUAUUUGGGAAUAAUACGAAGAAUAUUUUAUAUUUUUUAUCAGUGAAAUAACCAUAAAACAGAAAUGACAGAAAUAAAUUCAUCCUCACUGUAUCUUCUCAACACAAAUCCAGUUAUUGACGAAUCCAUUACUGAAUCUAAUUCCAAAGUAGACAGGAUACCAUUUUCUCCAGUCAACAGCCAAAAUACUUGUGUUUUUGCAAGUAAACACAACUCUCCAAGAAUCAAGGCAUCAGCUGACAAAGAAAACAUGAAAGCCAGAACAAGAUCUAAAAAGGAGGCUUCUCCAUUAAAAGACAAAAAAUCAUCUUCAAAAUCAGACAAAUCUGAACCUCUUCCAAAGUCAGAGAGGGUGAAAAAUGACUCUGAAUCUUCAGUGGACUCUAUAGGUGAAAGACCCUCUACUCCGACGGAAAACCCUGAAACUUCAGCGCCUCUUACCCCCACAGCAAAUCUUAAAAUGCUUUUCAGUGCUGUAAGUCCAGAACUAAGGAACAGAGAAAAACAGUUGGAAGAAAAUGAAGGGAAAGACUGUGAUGAAAUGGGAGGAAAAUUUAAGCCCCUGAAUCUUGAUGCAGAACUGGCAGCUUCACAAGUUGAGGAUGAAAAUGGAGACUGGAAGCCAGGAUCUCGAAAGGAAAAGUCCUUAGGCCUUCUCUGUCAAAAGUUUCUUCAGAAGUACCCAGUGAAUCCUCAAACUGAAGAAAGUCAAGAAAUUUCACUUGAUGAAGUAGCAAAGGAAUUAGCUGUAGAAAGGAGAAGGAUAUAUGACAUUGUCAAUGUUUUGGAAAGUGUGGAGAUAGUGAGCAGAAUAGCCAAGAAUAAGUAUGCGUGGCAUGGGAAAACUAACCUAGUCAAUACUCUAGCUAAACUAAAGGCAUUAGCAGAUGCUGAAGGAUUUGGAGAAUUAGUGCUAAAAGUGAAAGAUUAUGAACUGAACCGUGAACUUGCAGAGCAGAAUGGCAGUGUAUACACAGCUCCCCCUCCAUUUAUAAUGGAUCCAGACAAUCCUAAUGCAGCUUUACUGAGGAAAGACAAGUCAUUAGGCAUUAUGAGUCAGAAGUUCCUUAUGCUCUUCUUGGUGUCAAAGCCUAGAGUGGUCAACUUGGAUUUGGCAGCUAAAAUCCUAAUUGGAGAUCCAAAUAUUGACAGGACAGAAAAUGCCAAGUUCAAAACAAAAAUAAGGAGACUUUAUGACAUUGCUAAUAUUUUAGCAACUUUAGACCUUAUCAGGAAAAUUCGCAUCACCGACAUCAGGGAUAGAAAACCUACCUACCAGUAUAUAGGGCCAGAUCUGGAACAAGUUCAUGAAUUAAAUGUGUGUUACCAUGAUGGGUAUCAUCGACCGACUUCUAGACAUUCCAUGCUUGACUGUGUCAAGAACCAGCAAAUGUCUGAAAUUCUAUCAACACAUGGUUACCGACCUAUUAGACCAAACUCACCUUUUAAUGAUUGCAAAGGGCUAGGGGACGGGGCUCCCAGGAAGAAUGUAAUGCCAAGACAUUCCUCUUUUGAGCAAAUCUGUCAAGUAGCAGAGAAGGAACGAGACAAAUUAUACGCUUCAAUGUCACAGCCAUCAAGCCCAACAGAGAAACACAGUUUUGAUGAUUCUCGAAUGACCUCAAGUCAAGAGGAGCCAAGCACCAUUCGCAAGAGUGUUGGUAAACGAAUCAUUGUUAAGCAAAAGGGUACAGAAUUCCAGAUCAUUCAUCCUACAAAAACAACAGUAUUGAAAACUGAUGCAGCUACUUCUACCGUGCCAAAGCCCUCAGGGGGUGUUUCCAAAGAUACAAAGGCUAUGGAGACGAUAGUUAUCAAAGCCAAACAGAGUUCUUCUCUGCCAUUGACCCCAGAUCAGAUAAAUGCUGUACUUAAAUCGUUGAAAGUGCCAGUACCUAUCAAAAAGGAAGGUGAAGUGAAGGAAAUACAGAGUCCGGUCAAAAGUGAGAAUACGCCUGAGGCUGGUGCCUUUCAAGCAGUUAAGAGGGCCUAUGUUCUGCAGAAUGGAGAACCUGAGGUGAAACGGUUUAGACUGGAGUAUCCCUCACCGCCCACUGAUGAGGACGAGGCCAAGUCAAAAAAAACUUCAAAUGAUAUCAAAGGGAAAACACCUCCUCAGAGAGCUUUAACCUCGGAAUUCAUGGAUGCAAAAGGAUCCCAAAGCUCAUCAGAUGUAGAACCCUCUCAGUCAACUGAUUCGUGUGAUUCAGAGGUGUCAGGGAGUAGUAAAAACAAUCAGGGACAAAUUCACAGAAUUGCAGUACAGUUGCCAAACCAGCCACCUACCAUAUUGCAGUUACCUUUCAUUCAGCGCCAGCCAGCCACCUCAAUUUCUCACAUGCAGAUCAUUCAAGGCGUUCCGAUGAGUGCCACUGAUGGUUCAGGACAAGCAGUAAACUUCAUGGUGCCUGUAACUUUUAGUCCUCCCCUUACCCCCAACAGUAGCUCCUCCCCUAGUCCAACUGUGUUCACAUUUCCAGGGCAACCAACCUUUGUGAACCAGCAUCAUUUAAUCGGUCAACCACCAGUGAAAUUGUCACCAAUUUCUGUUUCCAUGGCCAGUGUCUCUCAGAAUAGUGCUGUUCAGUCCUCCCCAAUCAUUCCCCAGCAGAUGAUCACCCCCACAGAACGCCCUACCCCUACUGCUAAAUUCUUCAGGAACACACCUGGAGGCCUGAUUCCACUGUCAACCAUUUCAGCUGCAGCCAGCAAUUUUGCAGCCAAAGAGGGUUUGGCAACAGCAAGGAAGCUUGACCUCCCUGACCUCAGUGCUAAUGACGUCUGCUGAGCUGAUCUCAUGUUUUAUUGAUAUGUAGAGUAUUCAUAUUUAAGUUAAAAAGUAUAAAUGUAUUUUAUUGAGGAAUGAUUGCUUGUUUUUUGUCUGAGGAAUGUGACCUGUGCUGUCCUUUUAACUGUAGUUAACUUGAUGGAGAAAGUAUGUUUUAACUUAUGGCUUAUGUCUAAUUUUAUGUGGUGCACUAAGAUGUAAAUAUUUAGACCAAAGUAUUUAUUCUCUGCACAAAAAUGGUGUAUUUGCAUGAAAUAAAAUAUUUUUUGUGGUAUUUAUUAUGUGAACCCUCAGAUUUUGAAAUGAAGCCUAGCUAUAUAUGUUUGCUUAGUAUUUGAAUGCGGAAUUAGCGAUACACUAUAUGUGUGGGAAAAUCUAUAUCUUGAAAAUCUACAAGGAAAAAUUUGUUUGCUAGCUUGCAGUGUAAAGGAUGAUAUAGCAGGGCAGAUGUUAGGUGUAAAAAAAAAAUGAAAUGUGUUUUCUUGUACCUGUGAAAAGUAGAAGUGUACAAAUGUUUGGGCUUAAAAAGUGUUGUAAAAUAUGUAAUUGGAAAAUAUAUACUAAUGUUGGAAGAGAAAUGCAUAUGUAAAAAUGUUAGGGGUUUGAAGUGUAAUGUGUAGAAUAGUUGAAUGUUAGUCGGAAAUGAAGUUCAUGUUUUCUCACUCAUUUCUAAGAUGUAUCUGGGUCCAUGCAAAAUGUACAAAUGUUUGACUUGCAGUGUGUCAUAUAGAAUGGUAAUGGGAAAAUAUAUACCAAUGUUGGAUGUAAUUGUGAAAAAAAAUGUUUGUAAAAAGGUGAUUGCUAUAAAGUCGGGGUACAUGAAUUUUUCUCUUGUCUGAUUUUGGGUCUUAAUGAUUCGUCGCAUGUUGUUUGACGUGUACUUGGAAGAAGGCUGUCUGAAUUUUGUAGAACUUUCUGAAUGCAUUUGAGUUUGACAAAGAAAUAAUUUGUGGCAAACUGUGAUAGACCUUUAUUGUUUAGUUUGUCAUCUUUGUUUAUCAGUACAUUGUGGUUGUAAUAAUUUUGAUAAUUUAAAUCUGUAGAUUCCAAUUUGUUAAGUUUUUUUUUUUUUUGGAAGAUUUUUUUAGGCAGCAUUCAUAGUACCCAGUACAUGCAUGUAAUGCAUAUAUGUUUUGUUUAUUUUAUUUAUUUUUUUCCUAAUCAUAAUAGUUUUAUUUUUGCAUGGGCAGUCUUUGAUAUUUUUUUUAAAUAUACAAUAUUUGAGCUAGCUCAAUAUGUUUAUUUUAUUAAUCAAUGAGUUGAGAGGAAGAUCAAGGAACACUGUGUAGGAGUUAUCUUCCCUUCAUCUAAAUCCACGCACAGUCAUCAUUUCAUUCCUUAAUUAUAAUGUUUUAAUUAGCAAACAAAUCAGCUCACUUUAUUCAUGAUACUCCUUUGUUUUUGUUGGACAACAAAUAUUGUUAAGUUGUUUCUUUUAUUAUUCUAUGUUUUAACCCUACAUAGUGCACAAUUUUUUCCAAUAUAAUUGAUUAAAUUGCUGCAUGAAGUCAAAUUGUACAUAGAUAAUUGUAUAUAAAGGAAUAAUAAACUAUUUAAUGAUG
This is a messenger RNA of Saccostrea echinata, 4638 nucleotides long. Its product is annotated as transcription factor E2F8-like. Gene Ontology annotation, biological process: regulation of transcription by RNA polymerase II. The transcript is spliced from 12 exons. Bases 353 to 3076 code for a protein of 907 amino acids. The record is from RefSeq and is a predicted model, not a curated record. Lineage: Eukaryota; Metazoa; Mollusca; Bivalvia; Ostreida; Ostreidae. Gene Ontology annotation, cellular component: RNA polymerase II transcription regulator complex. Gene Ontology annotation, molecular function: DNA-binding transcription factor activity, RNA polymerase II-specific; RNA polymerase II cis-regulatory region sequence-specific DNA binding.